GAAGUCGACCUCUGGGCCCGGAACGCUGGGUAAAGAUGGCGGCGGCCAGGUGCUGGAGGUUCCCGCUCCGUGGUGCUGGGCUGUCACUGCACACCGCGGCCAAGGCCGCCGUUACAGCUCCAGAAGUGGCCGGCCCAGAUGUCCCGGCAACCCCAGUCGCGCGCUACCCGCCUAUCGUAGCCUCCCUGACGGCCAAAAGCAAGGCGGCACGGCAGCGGCGAGUGGAGCAAUGGCAGGCGACAGUGCACGCGGCCAAGUCAGUGGACGAGAAGCUGCGAAUCCUCACCAAGAUGCAGUUCAUGAAGUACGUAGUUUAUCCGCAGACCUUCGCCCUGAACGCCGAUAACUGGUAUCAGAGCUUCACCAAGACAGUGUUCCUGUCGGGCCUGCCGUCAACGCCCGCCAAGCUGGAGCCAGAGCCCACCCUGGACAUAGCGGCUCUGCGCGAGGCCGUCUGUGACUGCCUCCUGCAGGAGCAUUUCUUCCUGAGGCGCAAGAAGCGCGCGCCUGUCAUCCAGGACCGUGAGGCCAUCGCUUCGCCCUUCCUGGACCAAUUGGUAGCCUCUCUCACGGGCCUGCUCAGCGUGCACAACCCGGUCCUGGCUGCCGCCGCCCUGGAUUGUAAACGCCCAGUUCACUUUUUCUGGUUGCGUGGCGAAGAAAUUAUUCCUCGUGGUCAUCGGAAGGGUCGAGUUGAUGCUUUGCGAUACCAAAUAAAUGAUAAACCGCACAACCAGAUUCGAAUAUCCAGACAACUCCCUGAGUUUGUGCCACUGGAUUAUUCUAUACCUAUAGAAGUCCCUGUUAUGAGUUGUAAGCCAGACAAACUUCCAUUAUUCAAACGGCAAUAUGAAAAUACCAUAUUUAUCGGUUCAAAGACAGCAGAUCCUCUCUGUUAUGGACAUACCCAGUUUCAUCUGCUACCUGACAAAUUAAAAAGGGAAAAGCUUUUGAAACAAAACUGUGCUGAUCAGAUCGAAGUUGUUUUUAGAGCUAAUGCUAUUGCAAGCCUUUUUGCUUGGACUGGAGCACAGGCUAUGUAUCAAGGAUUCUGGAGCGAAGCAGAUGUUACUCGGCCUUUUGUCUCCCAGGGUGUGAUCACAGAUGGAAAAUACUUCUCCUUUUUCUGCUACCAGUUAAAUACUUUGGCAUUGACUGCACAAGCUGAUCAAAAUAAUCCUCGUAAAAAUAUAUGUUGGGGGACACAAAGUAAGCCUCUUUAUGAAACAAUUGAAGAUAAUAAUGUGAAAGGUUUUAAUGAUGAUGUUUUACUUCAGUUAGUUCAAUUUUUACUGAAUAGACCAAAAGAAGACAAAUCACAGCUGUUGGAAAACUAAGAACAAACAUUAGAUUCAGGACUUUGGGAGUACUUAAAUUUCACUGAAGGAAAAAUAAAAGGAAAUUUGAUAAUAAGA
This is a messenger RNA of Phacochoerus africanus (Common warthog), 1415 nucleotides long. RefSeq names its product mitochondrial ribosomal protein S30 (gene MRPS30). The record is from RefSeq and is a predicted model, not a curated record. The transcript is spliced from 5 exons. Gene Ontology annotation, cellular component: mitochondrion; ribosome; mitochondrial large ribosomal subunit. Gene Ontology annotation, molecular function: structural constituent of ribosome. Gene Ontology annotation, biological process: translation. The coding region runs from base 36 to 1337 and encodes 433 amino acids. NCBI's taxonomy places the organism in Eukaryota, Metazoa, Chordata, Mammalia, Artiodactyla, Suidae.